Molecule: messenger RNA, 453 nt
Organism: Stylophora pistillata
Lineage: Eukaryota; Metazoa; Cnidaria; Anthozoa; Scleractinia; Pocilloporidae
Source: RefSeq, a predicted model, not a curated record
AUGUCAAAUUUUAAUAGUCAUAAAAAUACAGUAGAUUCUGUGAUUUUUACAGCGGAGGAGAAAGCCCAGCUACUGUGCGGAGACUUCCCGCGUCAAAUAACGAAAGAUAGACUAAAGCAGUGGCUGUCGUGUCGAAAAGGAACGGCGAAGGAUGGAAGUGCGCGUUCCGACGCCACGAAGGCCGAACUCGCACAAAGGGUCGUCAGCUAUAUUAAGAAUGGUUGGGAAAGAAAUUUUACUGAGAAAUGGAAGCACUUGGGAUCAAAACAACCACACGAAUUGAUGGUCUCUACGACCACAGCAACAACCACAAACAAUGCUGCUUGUAUUGUUUCUUCGGACACAGUCUGGUUACCAAUAACCCAAGCUAAGGAUAUUGUUCCUAAUUUCACAAUGCAGCAUUUCUUAGCCUAUUUCAUAGAGAGCAAAGUCAAAGAAAACGAGUCAAACUAA